AUUUAAAGUAUAAUAAUACAUCAACAUGUGGAUCGUGCUAAAAGAAAUUAUACGGACACAUAAUUCUCCGUGACCGGUUGUUUAUUUGAUUAAUUAGCAUGAACCGAAAAUAAAUAAAUAAUAGAGCAAAAAGAGAAAAGAGGAGAAGAAAAACAAAAGAAAAAGGAAAAGGGUGCAACAUAGCUAUCAUUAAAAAGUAGACAAUGAUGGGUUUCGAAUCAUGUAUAAACAUGCAGACCAUUGCCCACCAUAAACCAAAGCAAACAAUAACUCAAUAAAUAAAGAGAUAAGAAUAUGAAUAUCACACCCAACCAAAACUUCUUAACUGUCACUAUUCACAACACCAAUACCUAAACAAAGAUGCAAAAUCUACUAUUGCAAUGCUUCUUCUUCCUCCUAUCACUUUCUUUCUUUUCUUCAUAUGCAGCUCUAGCUUUUUCCCAGUAUCCAAACAGAGAAUUCAAUGAAGCCAAAAACUAUGAAGGCUCUUCUGACCUAGUGGACCUCCGGUACCACAUGGGUCCAGUCCUUGCUUCUCCCAUGAACCUCUAUAUAAUAUGGUAUGGUCAUUGGAAUCCAGCACACCAAUCCACCAUAAGAGACUUCAUCUACUCACUCUCAUCACCGGCUCCUUAUCCUUCUGUCUCCGACUGGUGGCGAACAGUCCGAUUCUACACCGACCAAACCGGCUCCAACAUAACCAGCAACAUCGUCCUCUGCGGCGAAUCAUUUGACUCAAGUUACUCCCAUGGAAGUUAUCUGAGUCGUCUUGCUAUCCAAUCCAUAAUCAACACUGCAGUCACCAUUUCAAACCAUAGAGCUCUUCCACUCAACCCACACAACGGUCUUUACCUUGUCCUAACCUCUUCAGACGUCCGAGUCCAAGACUUUUGUAGGGCAGUCUGUGGUUUCCAUUACUUCACCUUCCCCACCAUAGUUGGGGUCACUGUACCCUAUGCAUGGGUGGGCUACAGUGGCUCACAGUGUCCUGGAAUGUGCGCCUACCCAUUUGCUUGGCCUGACUACUCGAAAACGCCACCACCUGGGGCUGGAGGGGUCGGUGGCAGCAACGUGAUGCGUCCACCAAAUGGGGAUGCCGGUGUUGAUGGUAUGAUCAGUGUGAUAGCUCAUGAGCUUGCCGAGGUGUCUAGUAACCCUCUUGUGAAUGCAUGGUAUGCUGGGGAGGAUCCAACUGCUCCAACUGAGAUAGCUGACUUGUGUAUGGGUGUUUAUGGGACUGGUGCGGGUGGAGGCUAUGUGGGGAAAGUCUAUAAGGGCUCUUGGGGAGUUGGGUACAACGUUAAUGGGGUGAAAGGGAGGAAGUUUAUGAUUCAGUGGGUGUGGAACCCCGUGAGAAGGAGAUGCUUUGGACCAAAUGCUUUAGACUAGAAGUGGGAGAUUGGGAUUAUGCAAUUAUAGUAUACUACGACUAUCUCCAGUGAAGAAUUUUUAACAAUUUAUAUCUUGCACUGUUUCAAUUUGAUGUAGUUUUGCUAUCUAAUAGUCCAUGCUCUUUCUUAAACGCAGAAACAAAAGAAAGUCAACUUUGUACAUAAUUCACUAUGAUUUUAUUAUAGCUACUACAAUGUCUAUUAUUAA
This is a messenger RNA of Humulus lupulus (European hop), 1599 nucleotides long. RefSeq names its product protein EXORDIUM-like 7. The record is from RefSeq and is a predicted model, not a curated record. Bases 361 to 1389 code for a protein of 342 amino acids. The transcript has a single exon. NCBI's taxonomy places the organism in Eukaryota, Viridiplantae, Streptophyta, Magnoliopsida, Rosales, Cannabaceae.